Molecule: messenger RNA, 1693 nt
Organism: Megalops cyprinoides (Indo-Pacific tarpon)
Lineage: Eukaryota; Metazoa; Chordata; Actinopteri; Elopiformes; Megalopidae
Product: coxsackievirus and adenovirus receptor homolog
Exons: 8
Coding region: 195-1280 (361 amino acids)
Source: RefSeq, a predicted model, not a curated record
GUGGGUACCCAUAGGAGCUGGUGUGUUUAACGGUAACUCAUCUUUCAGCUGGGAACAUGAGAAAGUUAUUCUCUUUGAAUGCCAUUCAGCCCAGCUAGACUCAUCGUUUUGUUUAUAGUCCUGAGUGUAUUUAGCACCGUGUCAAGCCUGGUCUUUAACACUCCAGUGGUCUCCUCUUCUUUUACGGAUACUGGAUGUUGGAAGGCAGUGACAUGUUAAAGCUGGGCCUAUAUCCCAGGACCCUGCUGGCUGCGGUCUGUGCAGUGGCAGUGUACCUGAGCACAGGUGUCACUGUGGCAAUGCAGGUGACCUCUGCUGGCCCUCAGACUAUUCAGAAAGCACAGGGGGAGAAGGUGACUCUAGAAUGCAUGUACACGCCUGCUCCAUCUGACGUUGGAGAGCUGGACAUCGAGUGGUCAGUUGUCAGUCCUGACAUGACCCAGAAAGACAACCUGAUCAUGUCCUACACUGGCGGGAAGAAGUGGACCCAUGGUGACCCCACCUUAACGACGGGUCUGGAGUUCCGGGCAGGUGACCCCAGCCACGGAGACGCCUCCGUCUCCAUCGCGGCUCUGAAGGUGUCUCACACCGGCACCUACCAAUGCAAGGUGAAGAAAGCUCCAGGAGUGGACAUGCGCAAGGUUACCGUGGUAGUAAUGGAGCGGCCCUCUGUGCCUAAGUGCUGGAUGGAAGGGAGUGAUUCAGUAGGGGGCGCUGUCUCCUUACACUGCAAAGCAUCGCAGGGUUCCACACCGCUGAAGUACCUAUGGGCGAGAGAGAGCGGAGGGACGGUCCCCCCCAGCGCCACACAGGACCCUCUGACCGGUGAGCUGCGGAUCGGCAACCUCUCGGAAAGCUUCUCCGGGAGCUACCGCUGCGAGGUGAGCAACGCGGUGGGGACGGAGCGCUGCCGAUUCGUCCUGCGAGCACAGAAGCCCCCCAGCAGAGCCGGCGUAGUUGUGGGCACUGUGAUAGGUGCUCUCCUGCUGGUCAUCAUCCUGGCGUUGCUGCUCUUUCUUCUGAUUUGCGCACUGAAGCGGCGAAAGAACAAGGAAGCGGCCAAUGACAUCAGGGAGGACUCCCCGCCCCCUGUGAGUCGCCCCCACAGCCGGGUCUCCAGCUUCCGUCCGGGGGUAAUCUACAGCUCGGUGAGGACGGGCGGCGCCUGGCCCGACUCAGAGUUCAGCAGCGUCCUGUCAAGCUCCAACAAGCCUCCACAGCCCGCCUCUUCCCUGAGCACAGGGCUGAAAUAUGACACCUCGUAUGGACACCCUGUUUAGAGACUCCAUGUUAAAGGACACCCUGUUUGAAGACACCCUGUUUGAGGACACCCUGUUUGAAGACACCCUGUUUUAGGACACCCUGUUUGAGGACAGCCCUGGAUAUGACAGGGCUGACAGAUGUUCUGAAGGCUUUAACUGCAGGUUUCUGUUUUUCCCAAGAGCAUCAGGCAUAAUGCAAGAGACCAAUCACACAAACCUUUUUUAUAAAACCUUACAGAAUGUUUAUAAAGUAUUGUAAAACUCAGCAACACAAGCAUGUGAGUGUCUGUGUGUGUGUGUGUUUGUGUGUGUGUGUGUGACAGAGAGAGUUUAUAGACAGAGAUAUUAAAUAAUGUAGAUUUGAGUGGUCUGUUUGAACAUAAGUGCAAAUAUAUAUUUUUUGUAAUUAACAUGUGCUGAUGUGGACUGUG